This is a messenger RNA of Saccoglossus kowalevskii, 2013 nucleotides long. RefSeq names its product organic cation transporter protein-like. The record is from RefSeq and is a predicted model, not a curated record. Gene Ontology annotation, molecular function: transmembrane transporter activity. Gene Ontology annotation, biological process: transmembrane transport. Lineage: Eukaryota; Metazoa; Hemichordata; Enteropneusta; Harrimaniidae.
AUGAAGUUCGAAAAACUUUUAUUAAUUCUCGGCGAAUUCGGCAGGUACCAAAAACGGAAUCUUGCUCUAAUUUGUCUGGCUGCUAUACCAUGUGCGUUCUACACCUUAGCGAACACAUUUCUUAGCGCCUCGUCUGACCACUACUGCCAGGUAUUAUAUGAUCAGACGUAUACGGACAACUCUAUGCUAAAGAACUGUACGAUUCCGUACGAGGUUGAUGACGAUGGCCAUAUAGAAUGGUCAAAAUGUGAGCGAUUUAAUAUUACCACGUACGACCAGGACGCAUGCGCAUCGAAUCAGUACGAUACAAUGGAAUGUGACAAUGGAUGGGUUUACGACACUGGCACGUAUGAGAGUACGGUCGUCCACGAGUCUAAACUACAGUGUUCACAUUUCAAGUUUGAUUUAGUGUGCGAUAAGGAUUGGUUGAAGCAGAUGUCAAAAACGAUUGUUUAUUUGGGCAAAUUAGUUGGUGCCUUGGUAUUCGGUCAGCUAGCAGACAGAAUUGGACGAAAACCCGUAUUUGUUUUCAGUAUCAUAUUUGGAAUCAUCGUAGGUGUACUUACUGCUUUUUCACCAACUUAUGCUGCUUUUGCUGUUGGUCAGUUUUUCAUUGGGAUGACAACUUCUGGGAUGUAUAUAGUCGGAUUUGUUAUAUGCAUGGAGCUGGUUGGUAAAUCAAAACGCACAUUUGCUGGAACAAUGGUUUUCACAUUCUUUGCUAUCGGUUACAUACUGUUGGCUCUAAUAGCUUUUUUGUUGGACGGACACUGGAGAAAACUUCAAUUUACAAUAUCAGUGUUAGGACUACCUCUUUUAUCGUAUUAUUGGUUAGUUCCCGAGUCUAUAAGAUGGCUAAUACAACAUGGUAAAUAUGACAAGGCAGAUCAUGUACUGCGCAAAGCUGCCAAGAUAAAUAAGGUUACUCUACCGAAAAACAUAUUUGAAGAACAAAAACUAGAACUUGAUAGAAAAGCCAAUCUUGAAGAAUUAGAGACGGAAACGCCAAGGAAAUACACUAUGUUAGACCUAAUGAAGACUCCAAGACUGGCAGGUCGUACAUUAAACAUUUGUUUCAAUAUGUUUGUUGUUAUCUUAGUGUACCUCGGCAUUUCCACGAAUACGGAUGGUUUAGCAAAGAAUGCUUAUAUUGGUUUCCUGGUAUCUGGUGCCGUGGAAUUGCCAGCAUACGCCAUUUGUUAUGUUCUACUCGACAGAAUAGGAAGACGUAUUCUGCUGUGUACAUUCAUGUUACUUGGUGGCACAGCAUUGAUAGCGUGUGGUCCAAUGGUGGACGAUGAUUCUUUGCAGUGGGUGGUGACUACACUGGCUUUCUUUGGUAAAUUCUGUAUUGCUGGUUCGUACCUUGUCAUCUAUAUAUGGGCUACUGAACUCUUCCCAACGCCAGUCAGGAAUGCGGGAUUGGGAGUAGCGUCCAUGUGGGGACGUGUUGGUGGUAUUCUUUCGCCUUAUGUUGUUUUACUCGGUGAAUAUGUCUGGUUACCAUUGCCUGUGUUGAUAUUUGGAGGGUUAACUAUAAUCGCUGGAUUAUUGGCGUGGUUUCUACCAGAGACACUUCACAGGGAACUUCCAGAAACACUUGCAGAUGGCGAGGCGUUUAGCAGAAAACCAAAGGAAAAUGGGGAAGACUCAAUUGGUAUAACUAAUAUUGGAAUUCAAGUCGAUUUAGAUGAUAUCUACUCGGAGUCAACUACGAACCAAAUAAAAGAAUCGCAGACAUAACAUCACAGAAAGAUUCGGCAGCUACUUCAUUUAAAGGAAACUAUCUCAACUGAUUCAGAGAAGACCUUACAUAACGCGACAACUUGAAGCAGUACCAAUUCAUCAUCAAAAGGAACUGUAAACAAACUGCCUUGUACCUGUCUCGACCUCAAAACUGAACACAUUCAUGGACAAACUAAUACAUAAUGUUACAAAUAUAUUUAACAUUUCACUUCAACUAGAACACUUUCUCAGCUUACGAAAUUAUUAAAAACAUCGUUGCAAUCAACC